GCUUAAAAGUGAAAAAAUUAAAAGUGUAUGGAAAAACUGAAGAAAAAGUGUAUUUGUAGUAAGAGCAAAAAAACACUCAGCCUUUGGAUGCGAACAUAAUUAACCAAAAUUUAUUACAAAAAUUUGCUUUAUAAAGCAUUCAAAGAGUGCUGUAUUGACCUUUAAAGUGUAAAAGAAAAUUAAAAAAAUUUUUUCAUUGAAUUUUUUAACACAAAAACCGAUCAAUGUUAGCGAGUGAAGCGUAAACCGAAACUUCGAACCAUAAAUACCUUAAGCCCCGAAAAUAAACUACAAAGGCUUACCCUCCCCAGCUGGAAGGAACAGCACUUGAGCCAACAAUAAACAAAAAUAAACGCAAACCCUUAAGAAAUUGACUAAACCAAACGACGUCUCCACACAACAAAUCACAAUAAUAGCAAAAGAAUAGCUAUUAAUUGCAAGCUUAACUAACGGUUAAGCGCAACUAAGCAACGAUUUAUUCAACGCAUUAGUCAAACUCCCCUCUCUACGUAGUCCACUGCAACAACUACUAACCAAUAUGAAACUCCUACCACUACUCCUCAUUCCACUCACCCUACUCUGCCCACCCUGUCGCGCCAUACCCAAUGAUGUUUAUAUGAAAAUGUUAGCCGCCCAAGCGCCAACCGAUCCUUGCUACGAUGACGAUAAGGCGCGCAAGUGUAUACCCGAUUUUGUGAAUGCCGCUUUCGGUGCGCCCGUACAGGCCUCAAGCACUUGUGGUCUCGAGCAGCCGCAACGUUACUGCGAGCUAAGCGGUUUGGGUGGUGGUGGUGGCGGUGUUACGCAAAGCGAACCGCACGAUAUGACUUGUCACAUUUGCGAUUACUCGAAUCCAGCACGUCGUUUUCCCGAAUCAGCACUCACAGAUUUGAAUAAUUCGAAUAAUGUUACCUGCUGGCGUUCGUCGCCUGUGCCACCGGUUACGAGCAUGAAUGCACCACCGGAUAAUGUCUCGCUAACACUCUCGCUGGGUAAGAAGUAUGAGUUGACGUAUGUCAGUUUGCAAUUGUGUCCGAAAUCGCUAAAACCCGAUUCGAUUGCGAUCUAUAAGAGUUCGGAUUAUGGCAAAACUUGGCAACCCUUCCAAUUCUAUAGUUCACAAUGUCGUCGCGUCUAUGGACGUCCCAAUCGUGCAACGAUCACUAAACAUAACGAACAUGAAGCACGCUGCACCGACUCACAUCGUCAGGUGGGUGAUGUAACCGGUUUACAGGGUUCGCGCAUUGCAUUUAGCACACUCGAAGGUCGUCCCUCGGCACGUGACUUGGACUCGUCGCAAGUGUUGCAGGAUUGGGUUACCGCUACGGAUAUAAAGGUGGUCUUUCAUCGCCUACAAAUGCCCGAACCGAAUGCUUUGAAUGUUUUGGAGACCAGUGGCGCUGAUAUCAAGCCCAAUGGCAAGUACAGCGAGUCCGCUAGCAAUUCAGUGUUGAUACAACAAUAUGGAAUGAAUGCAAUUGAACAGGCGGCGGAUGGUGUUGGCGUACCAGCGUCGGCUGUGCAAAUCUCGAGUGGUGCUUCGGUACUCGGCGGUGCAGCCAGUUUGGGUCAACAUUAUGCUGUCUCCGAUUUCCUCGUCGGUGGACGCUGCAAGUGUAAUGGACAUGCAUCGAAGUGCUCACCGGAUCAUAACGGUGUGCUCGCGUGCGAAUGCAAACACAACACGAUGGGUCGCGACUGUGAACGCUGUAAGCCUUUCCACUUCGAUCGGCCGUGGGGUCGUGCAACGGCACGUGACGCUAACGAAUGCAAAAUCUGCAAUUGCAACAAUCAUGCUCGCCAAUGCCGCUUUAAUAUGGAACUUUUUAAACUAUCCGGACGCAUCUCCGGUGGCGUUUGCCAAAAUUGUCGACACUACACUACUGGCCGACAUUGCCACUACUGUAAGGAGGGCUACUAUCGUGAUCCAUCGAAACCGUUAAAUCAUCGGCGCGUAUGCAAACCCUGUGAAUGUCAUCCCAUUGGCUCAUCGGGCAAAACUUGCAACAACACCUCCGGCCAGUGCCCUUGUAAGGAUGGUGUGACUGGUCUCACCUGUAAUCGUUGCGCGCGUGGCUAUCAACAGAGUCGUUCACACAUUGCGCCAUGCAUCAAGAUUCCUGCACGCAAAGCGAAUAUGUUGGAUACACAGAAUACUGCACCCGAACCGGAUCCACAUGAUACCAAUGCACCUUAUCGCACAGAAGGUGGGAGGGAAUGCGAAAGAUGCAAAAUAAGCACAAAAAGGUUAAACCUCAACAAAUUCUGCAAAAGAGAUUACGCAAUAAUGGCGAAAGUGAUUGGCCGCGAAGCGAGUACCGAAGUAACGAGCAGCAGCGAACAGUACACCAAAGAAAAUCAACAAACGGAUCCCGACGACGAAAUGGAAACAAUGGAGGCCAACACACCCGAAACGGUCAAAUACGAUAUACAAAUACAGGCGAUCUUCAAGCGUACACCGCUCGAGUACGCAACAACGAAUACAAUCCUAAAACGGGGACCUUUGACUUGGAUCAUACCGAUUAAGAAUCUAGAAUGUCGUUGUCCCAGAAUCAAAAUGAAUCGCUCCUAUCUGAUACUGGGCAAAGAUUCGGAAUCGCCACCGGGCUAUCUUGGCAUCGGUCCGCGUUCCAUUGUGAUCGAAUGGAAGGAUGAAUGGUAUAGACGUAUGAAACGCUUUCAGCGACGUGCGCGAACGUGUCAGUAAAUUGAAAAAUAUCAUAAAAAUCAAAUUAAAUCAUAUUUUAAAUGUAUUUGUAUUUAUAAUAAUUAUUAAACAAAUAAAACUUAAUAAUAUUGAUAAUGAUAAUUUGAACUAGUUCUUAAGGCAUAAAACCACUUAAAUGCACGCAAAAUCGAAUAAACUGAUUAACACAAGGACACGUGCACACAACAUACAUACAUACAUGCCUAUGUACAUUUAUGUUAUGUAUGUGUGCUUUAUAUUUGCAAUAAAUAUAUUUAUAUACGUAAUCGUUUGCAUCUGAAUAAGCGUAAUAAUUUUUUUCCUUGCUUAAGAAAAUAAAUAUAAAAUAAAUUUUCUCAAUUUUUUAUUUAAUCUUAUUUUUUACAAUUUUUUAUAAGUUUUUAUAAUUUUUGUAAAAAUGUAAGUUCAGCAGUGGCAAUAAUAUGUGCUAUUUUUAUACAUUAAAGUUUUCAUAAAUAUUUAUUUAAUAUGUUUUUAUUGUAAAUUAUUAUUUUUUA
Messenger RNA from Ceratitis capitata (Mediterranean fruit fly), 3204 nucleotides. It is a transcript of the gene NetA, whose product is annotated as netrin-A. Lineage: Eukaryota; Metazoa; Arthropoda; Insecta; Diptera; Tephritidae. Bases 539 to 2707 code for a protein of 722 amino acids. Gene Ontology annotation, molecular function: protein binding. The transcript is spliced from 7 exons. The record is from RefSeq and is a predicted model, not a curated record.